CUUUUGCGAUUUCAAUCAAGCCGAUGCGCUCCUGAAAUCGCGAAGAUCGGAGCUGCGGCAUCGAUCUGCUGAGGAGAAUCGGCGUGAUUCGUAGGAGUUUCCAACCCUAGGCGCUCCAGGAUGAGUCGCGGCCGCGGAAGAGUGCUUCCAGCCCUCGCAAUUGCGGUCUUGAUCUUCACGACGUCGUGCUGGGGGAAAUUUCUAGUGGAGAAGAAUAGCAUCAGCAUUACCACGCCUGACAGCAUCAAAGGUACAUACGAUAGUGCCAUAGGGAAUUUUGGCGUGCCGCAGUAUGGGGGUAGUAUGGUCGGAAAUGUAGUCUAUCCAGAGAAGGGCGCCACGGCAUGCCGGAAUUUCUCGGAGUUUGGCAUCACUUUCAAAGGCCUCAAGAGUGGAGGCCUUCCCACAGUUUUGCUCGUGGAUAGAGGAGAUUGCUACUUUGCAUUGAAAGUAUGGCACGCUCAGCUCGCGGGAGCUGCUGCUGUUCUUGUAGCGGACGACAAAACUGAGCCACUGAUCACUAUGGAUUCUCCGGAGGAAGAUAACGUUUCCGCGGAGUACGUCCAAAACAUAACUAUACCCUCUGCAUUGGUGGAGAAAUCGUUCGGGGACAAGCUCAAGGCAGCUCUCCAAGCGAAGGACAUGGUGAACAUCAAUCUCGACUGGCGAGAGUCAUUGCCUCAUCCAGACGACCGCGUGGAGUACGAGUUUUGGACGAACAGCAAUGACGAGUGUGGACCGAAGUGUGAGGCGCAGCGGGAGUUUGUCAAGAACUUUAAAGGCGCCGCGCAGAUUCUCGAGCAGGGGGGAUACACGCAGUUUACUCCUCACUACAUCACAUGGUACUGCCCCGACGCGUUUAUACUCAGCAAGCAGUGCAAGUCUCAGUGCAUCAACCAUGGCCGCUACUGUGCUCCUGAUCCGGAACAAGACUUCAAUCAUGGGUACGAUGGAAAGGAUGUGGUGGUCGAGAAUUUGAGGCAGCUUUGCGUUCACAAAGUCGCCACUGAGAUGAAGCGUUCGUGGGUGUGGUGGGACUACGUGACCGACUUUCAGAUCAGGUGUCCGAUGAAGGAUAAGAAGUAUAACAAGGAUUGUGCCGAGGAAGUCUUGAAGUCGUUGCGCUUGCCGAUUGAUAAAGUGCAGAAAUGCAUGGGAAACCCUGAGGCUGAUUCAGAGAAUACAGUGUUGAAGGAAGAACAAGAUGCGCAGGUGGGACAUGGUAGCCGCAGUGAUGUUACAAUUCUUCCUACAUUGAUCAUCAAUAAUAGGCAGUAUAGAGGGAAGCUAGACAAAGGAGCGGUGCUGAAAGCAGUGUGUGCUGGCUUUCAAGAGACUACCGAGCCGGCUGUCUGCCUAAGUGAAGGAAUGGAAACGAAUGAGUGUUUGACGAACAAUGGGGGGUGUUGGGAAAAUAAAAAAGCCAAUGUCACUGCAUGCAAGGAUACCUUCCGGGGCCGAGUUUGUGAGUGCCCCGUGGUGCAAGGUGUGCAGUUCGACGGAGAUGGUUAUAGCCACUGCGAAGCUGUUGCCUCUUUACGGUGCAAGAUCGACAAUGGCGGUUGCUGGCACGACACGCGCGAUGGUGUGCGUCACUCGGCCUGUCAGGAAACGCAUACAAAAGGUUGCGAGUGCCCCGCCGGUUUCAGGGGCGACGGAGUGAACCAGUGCGAGGAUGUCGAUGAAUGCAAGAGCAAGCUCGCCUGUCAGUGUAAGGAAUGCCACUGCAAGAACACAUGGGGGAGUUAUGACUGCCAGUGCGACGGAAAUCUCCUCUACAUCAAAGAGCACGACACUUGCAUCAGUGAGUCAAAUCCCUUCCCAAAUCUCUCCUCCUUGUUUUGGCUCAUCCCUGUCCUCUUCCCAGGUAAAAUAAGUGUUACGAGAGUAGGAUGGUCAGCAACAUUCUUUAUUCUGGCGGGCUUGGCCGUUGUUGGAGCUGUUGGCUACGUUAUUUACAAGUAUAGAAUCCGGUCUUAUAUGGAUUCGGAGAUUAGAGCGAUCAUGGCGCAGUACAUGCCUCUGGACAGCCAGAACGAAGUCCACCGCCACCUCGAGGAGGAAGCGUAGUGAUUGAUUGGGUGUAAGUCGAUCGUUCGUUCGUUUGUUGAUGCCAUUUCUCCGUGUGUAACUUUAGAGGCUGUCCCUUUGUUUUUUUCCCAGAACACUUGCGCUGCAUUGUAAACCUGGAGAGAUCAGGCCCCGUCUCUUCGCUCGCUUUCUCCGUUUUGUAUUUCCACUUCGCUCUUGUAGGUAGGCAUUGUACAUAGUACCAGAAUGAAAAAAAAAAAAGAGAAAACUUUAGGAGUACGCAGAGCUGGAUGGACAAUCGACUGGAAAGAUAAAAUAUAAAAACAUUGUAAAGACCUUA
Selaginella moellendorffii is the source of this 2371-nucleotide messenger RNA. RefSeq names its product vacuolar-sorting receptor 1. Lineage: Eukaryota; Viridiplantae; Streptophyta; Lycopodiopsida; Selaginellales; Selaginellaceae. The record is from RefSeq and is a predicted model, not a curated record. The transcript has 10 exons. Bases 121 to 2070 code for a protein of 649 amino acids. Gene Ontology annotation, molecular function: calcium ion binding.